UUAUGAUAUCACAUGAUUGAGCAGAAUCUUUUCUUCUGCAUCACUUUGUAUUUAUCUGCAAGAAUUGCCAGAGCCCUAACUCCACCAUUUAUUCACUAGAAUUUUGCUCGGCUAAAAAAAGAUAGACAGUGGCUCGGAGAUGGAUUGGUGGGUGUCAAUGCCAAAAAUUGAACUACAUGCUCACCUUAAUGGCUCUAUCAGAGACUCCACUUUGCUGGAACUUGCUAGAGAAUUGGGUGACAAGGGUCUCGUAAGUUUCCCUGAUGUGGAGCACGUUAUUGUAAAACAUGAUCGUUCCCUUUCUGAAGUCUUCAAAUUGUUUGAUUUGAUUCACAUUCUUACAACUGACCAUGAAACUGUAACCAGAAUUACUAAAGAGGUAAUUGAAGAUUUUGCUGCUGAAAAUGUUGUAUACUUGGAGCUAAGGACAACUCCAAAGAAGAAUGUUUCCAAAGGGAUGAACAAGAGGUCAUACAUAGAAGCAGUUUUGGAGGGUUUAAGAGCUGUUACUACCGUCGAGGUUGAUUUUUUAAAUGAACCUAGUAUUGAUUCUCAAGCUAAUGGCGGUAUUUAUGCUCGGAGUGAUGGUUAUGCUAGCAAUGGAACAGAAAGAAAGAAAAUAUUUGUCAGACUUCUACUUAGUAUUGAUCGUCGUGAAUCCACUGAAGCUGCAACGGAAACAGUUAAGCUUGCGCUGGAAAUGAGACAUCAAGGGGUAGUGGGUAUUGACCUAUCCGGCAAUCCUAUCAUUGGUGAAUGGCUAACCUUUCUGCCCGCUUUGGAGUUUGCUAAAGAGCAAGGACUUCUGAUAACCCUUCACUGUGGCGAGGUACCUAAUCUGGUGGAAAUCCACGCGAUGCUAGAUUUUCUCCCCGCAAGAAUUGGCCAUGCUUGUUGCUUUGGAGAGGAAGAAUGGGCAAAGCUAAAAUCCUUAAAGAUACCGGUUGAAAUUUGCUUGACUUCAAAUAUCAGGACUGAAACAAUAUCUUCUCUGGAUAUUCAUCAUUUUGCUGAUUUACAUAAUAGUGGACAUCCAAUUGUCCUGUGCACUGACGAUUCAGGGGUGUUCUCUACCAGCGUAUCUGGCGAGUACAGCCUUGCUUCUUCUGCUUUUGGUAUACAAAAGAGAGAGAUGUUCCAGCUGGCUAGGAAUGCCAUUAAUUUUAUUUUUGCUGGUGACAAAGUAAAACAGGAGCUGGAACAAUUUUUUGAUUUAGCUGCAAAGAGCCUAGAGUUCUGAUCAGAAAUGUAGUAUCAAGUGAACAGGAAUCGUUUUCAGUCGUCAUUUUUAUUGUUAUUGACUGAACGGGCUUCAAUGAAGCGACAUAGAAAGUGAUGAUUCAUAUAGCCGGCCCAACUUGUUUGGGAUCAAGGCGUGUUGGUUGUGUCACUUGUAUCUUCUGUAAUAUUUUUUGGUACCGUCUGAAGACUUUCAAAUAUGUAUGUCAGUGUUGUAUUUGGUAUUACUUCUUGUUGUGUUGGAGCUUGAUAUUAGCUGGGAUUAA
Nicotiana attenuata is the source of this 1505-nucleotide messenger RNA. RefSeq names its product adenosine deaminase-like protein. The transcript is spliced from 11 exons. The record is from RefSeq and is a predicted model, not a curated record. Gene Ontology annotation, biological process: adenosine catabolic process; inosine biosynthetic process. Gene Ontology annotation, molecular function: adenosine deaminase activity. Lineage: Eukaryota; Viridiplantae; Streptophyta; Magnoliopsida; Solanales; Solanaceae. The coding region runs from base 140 to 1240 and encodes 366 amino acids.